Molecule: messenger RNA, 654 nt
Organism: Dovyalis caffra
Lineage: Eukaryota; Viridiplantae; Streptophyta; Magnoliopsida; Malpighiales; Salicaceae
Source: the annotation of a GenBank genome assembly
AUGAUAACGCGAAAAGCAAACAGAUUUAACAAUGAGUUAAGCCUCAGAGGGAUGAAAUCAUGGCCGCAGAAUAAAGAAAGGGAAACUCGGGAGUGCACAUAUUGGAAACGAUCAUGUCAAAGGGACAAGUUCGUAGCAGCUGAAACUUUUGGAUGCAUUUAUGGACUCUGCAAAAAGCAAGGGAUGACAUCAGAGGUGGAUGUUGACUUCAUAACCUUUUCAGGACAAGUAAUCAACAAAGUGAUUUACUUUACCAUGAGUGCAUUCUACCUUGGAAAACCAGGGGAAAUUCCAGUUGUUUUCACUCCCAACAACCAUCAAUGCCAAUUGCCAAAUAUUAAUGUCCGUUCUGUUUCAGGCACAGCCACUGAGAUGGAUGAUUGUAUCAGGCAACAUUGUAGAAUAGUUGGUCAAAUAAGCUUAAAUGCACGACUUUUCUGUUUAUUGUCUGAAUGGACUCAACUAGCAGAACCAUAUCAUCCGUCUCUUGCUAUAAUGGAGAACAAGAUUGGACCUAGCAACAAGGGAAAGAGAGAGAGAGAGAAAGCGGAUGGGAUUUUGCAUGAUGAAGAUUUAGCCAAGGGCCUUAACAUUGCAGUUCAUUUGAAACAUGCGAUGAUGAAGCGAAAUCUGAAUACAGUAGUUGGUUUAUAG